CGAGGCGAACUAGACGUUACGGUCCGUGCUCAUCGCCGAGGCAUUUCGGCGUUUCUAACCUUGUCCUGGCGCUGCGUGUCGCUCCCUUCGUUUGUACAGUGUAACGUAGUGUCGCGCAUCUUCUUUUCGCUCCUUUUUCUCGCGCUCGUUUUCAUUGUUAUCUGUGCCCGUUCAAGGUGAAUGGACAAACGGUGGACAUAGAAGGAACAGCUGACGCGGGGCCUAAUUCUUUCGAAUAUUCAACGGAGAAGACACUCCGGAUCCACAUAUAGGGUAUAACCCGUUUAAUGCCGUGGCCUACUGAAAACGGUGAACUUUAUGAGAACUUCGGUAGCCGACACCGAGGCGUUGCCAAGGUCACGAGGGAGGAGCUGAGGUCAUCGCAGCACCUAUGUUGUGCGGCGAACUCCUGAACGGUGGGUUCGUCAGUACCGGAUCGGUACCGGUGGUUCCCUACAGCCUCUUAGGAUUCUGGUUGCCCGGCUGUCUACGCGCUACCAGCCCCAGUUCUUUCAACUCGUCUUAUCUGACCCUGUUGGCCGAACUCCUGGCCACGGGCCACCCGGAUCUUCGAAGCGAGCUGAUGGACCUCGCGAAGAGGAGCCAUCAGGCUCCCACCAACGGCGCGGUCGACCUUGACCUCGACCUGCAAGCCGACGACAGCGACGAGAGCGUCUUUCUCGAGAACGGUCUGCUCUCGUUCGAGAAUCCCAAUUACCACUUAGAUCCUGCUCGACUGGACGACGCGUUGAACAGCAACGGGAAUGGCAGUUCCCUCUACGACGAGCUGUACCAGGAAUUGGUCGGCAGCGGCGACAGGAGCGGCGAAGUGACCGGCGGUGGUGGCGGUGGAGGCGGCGGAGGAGGCACGAGGGUGCAGGCACGCAGAACGUACGCCACGUUGGAUCUGGGCAGCAUGGGGGUUGACGUCACUCAAGGUCCCCUCACCCAGGACUCCGUCACAGAGGACGCGCCGGACAAUACGGACAACCAUAACCUAGGGUACGGCAGCGAGGGUGUUGCGGAAUCCGCUCUGGUCGACGACACCCUCAACGGAAAUCCUCGAUCGUCGUCGCCGUCGUCUUCCUCCUCGAUUCUGCCUCCCCUUCAGUCAGAAACCGCGGACUCGAUCGACGCUGCGGAUCUGUCCGGGUCGAGAAAUUAUUGCGAGAAACCGGAUAACGAGACGACUGAGAUGGGCGGCCUUCCGCGCGUCGAGGGUGGACUGAACAGCGAGUUGUACGCGGUCCCCGUGAAACGAAGGCAGCCCAAGGAUCAAAAGAACAAUGCCACUCAGCAGAACAAUGCCCAGGAGAAGCCGUCGGAGGUGGAUACCACCGACUCCGAGGACAAAGACGAGAAUCUGCCGCCUGGAUGGCAAAAACACGAGGAGAGUACCGAGUCUCGGGAAGUCGAUGAACGAUCGAAUUCUCUUUCAGACGAAAAUGGUCCCUAUUAUUGGCACGUAAAGAGCGGCAACAUACAAAGGGAACCUCCGGAAGCACCGCCGCACUCCAAGAGGGAGUCUCGCAGAAGCCUCAUUAAAGACAACGACAGCAUAAAUAAUUUCCACACUCUGAGCGGCAUGGUGAACACCGUGACCCGCAGCAACACGAGUUCUGCUCUGGACCAGGAGCUGGAGAACAAGAGAAAAGUGGAGCUGGCUCUCAAACGAAGAAGCUACCCGGCAAGAGCAGACUCCGAGGGCAGAGACAAGCCCAUCAGAUUCGCGGUGCGUUCGCUGGGCUGGACAGAGAUCGCCGAGGAGGAUCUGACGCCCGAGAGAAGCAGCAAGGCUGUCAACAAAUGCAUCGUGGACCUGUCGCUCGGCAGAAACGAUCUCCUGGACGUGGUCGGACGAUGGGGUGACGGCAAAGACCUGUUCAUGGACCUGGACGAGGGGGCUCUGAAGCUGAUAGACCCGGAGAACCUCACCGUGCUCAACACACAGCCGAUUCACACGGUCAGGGUGUGGGGUGUUGGCAGAGACCACUGCCGCGAAAGAGACUUUGCUUACGUGGCGAGAGACCGAUCGACCCGAAAACACAUGUGCCACGUGUUCCGUUGCGACAUACCGGCGCGCACGAUCGCGAACACGCUCCGGGACAUUUGCAAGAAGAUCAUGAUCGAGCGAUCGCAACACCAAAAUCUCGCGAAACCGGUGGACGUCAACGGGCGAACGAGCCUCGCCACCAGACCCACCAACUUGCCCACGGAGCAUCGACGUUUCCUUAGAAACGGACAAGCACUAGUCACGCAAUCGUUUCCCACGCCGAUGGAGGAGCCGAAAAAGGUGCUACGAGCGCAAUAUCUGGGAUCCAUGCAGGUUUCACAGGCGACCGGGAUGGAGGUCCUGAACGACGCGAUAGAUCAUAUCGUAACUAACACACCUAUCAAUCAAUGGCGAAACGUGAACGUGGCUGUCGCGCCCAGCAUGAUAUCCAUCCUGACGCCGAACGAGGACAAGCUGAUCACCGAGUGUCGAGUACGUUACUUGUCGUUCCUGGGCAUCGGUCAGAACGUGAAACAGUGCGCUUUCAUAAUGCACACCGCGCAAGAUCUCUUCAUCGCACACGUCUUCAACUGCGAGCCCAGCAGCGGGGCUCUUUGCAAAACCAUCGAAGCCGCCUGCAAGCUGAGGUACCAGAAAUGCUUAGACGCACACCCGCAGGGCUUCAGAAACGCCAGUAGCCUGAACACUCCGAGCGGACGAGGCCUCGGCGCUACCCUGAAGUCCCUGGUUGGCUCUCUGACUGGACGUAGAAAUAAGCAGGGUGAGUCCUGAGACGAGGCUCUCUCGCUGCAGGAACUGUGGCCGCUGCCUGCUGAGCGAGAGGUAAUCAGAUACAGACAUCUGCAGUCGCCCUUGACCUUGAAAUACUUCAGCGGAUCGCCUCCAAGCGCGUCCCUGAGGUCGCUCCUUUCGCCCUCUCUGGACAACAGGCGUAUUCAGCUAGCACGUUGGGAGAGCAAUCCCUAAAGCGGGACGGGACGUACAGCCACCCGAAACACGGGCAAAGAACGGAGAAACUAAGAGAGAUCAAUUCUUACCGGUUAACGACUGAAUCGUGAAUUCUGCAGAGUGCUAUACUAAUUACCACAGCUAUAGUGGACUACGCUUACGUGUGUCGAUAUGAUGUUAUGUAUGUUAAACGCAGUGUCCGACAAAAAUGAAAAGAUAAAAAAUAUAAUGUCGAGGGGAAUGGCGACGCGCUCGUGGACCAGACGCCACGAGAUCGGUAGGCAGGAUUUAUCCCCGUGAUCGAAGCGUCCCCCGGGCGAACCCGUACGCUCGUUCCCAGCCUCGUUCCACCCACGGUACCCUCCGAAAGAGGAGAUCCUGUAACCGUCGGUCGUGGAACGCGCCGAUCCAUCCGCGGAACGACGGAUGAUCGACGAGCCGAAGUGUAUCCCGCGUGAUCGGGACGAGUUAGGAAAGAGCGAAUUUGUAUAUACGGGAUGGUAAUUAUCGCGCUAAAUGUAGUAAAUUCGCUGGACUCAAAGGGGAGAUCCAGAAUGGAAUGAAAGGGGAACGGUGUGCCAGUGUUCGGAAUGAUUGACGUAGCGUUCUAGCGUAUCCACGAGGCAUUCGAAAGAUUAAGCAAAAUAAAUAAUAAUAAAAAAAAAAUUAACAAAAGCUAUAGGGAGCUUAAAUGUAUAACUUACGUGUGUAUUUCUCGGGUGUACAGAUUAGAGAAGCGAGACGAGGAUGACCAGGCCACACGAACCUAACACGCGAACACGUAUUUGUAGAGGACACGCAUAGAGAGAUAUCCACGCGACGGAAUACAUUUACACGCGUAUAAACACCACAUACACACACACCCACACACAAACAGACAAACGGACACACAGACAGGCAGGUAAUAGGGAGUUUAUUUUUUAUGGCGAACUAUAGAAGAGCUUGCACCUUGCGAAACGAAGGCGAUACGACGAAACGUUAGCGCGACCGUCCUUCGAAUCCACGGGGAAGAUGGGACCGAGCGACGAACGAACAUGCUAUCGAUCUUGACACGCAAUAAUACAAUAUUAUCGUACGCACAAUCGCUGUGCAAUAAACGCUAACGCCUACGCAAACGACUAUUACCUUGAUCGUUGGUCACGGUGAAACGUAUCGUUGCCAUCGGGACGCGCGUCGCUGAAAUAGAUCAUCGUCGCUGACCGCUGUCACCUGGAUGCUGCAACGUUCGACGAUAACGAAGUUGCACGAAACCAACAUCGAGUUUGUCUGUAGGGCUUAUUCAACCGCGGCAUUGUUCUCCGGGUCAACGGUACCAUCGUCGACGCUUCUUCUACGCGUGUAUCCUCCAGCAGGCUCGUAAUUAGCGCGUGCACGCAACGUCGAGCGCGCUUUGCACACCAGCAACGUCUAAACCAGCGUUCCUCAAACUAGAGUCUCGCUAAAAGGGGCAUACUAUAUCGUGGAAUAAGCAAAACGCUUCGUGCAACAUUUUACUCUUAUCAAAGAAGGUCUAACCUGAAGCUAUAAAAAUCGACGGUUCUUUACGAAUUCUUUUGUUGACGAUUCGUGUUUGCGCUCGAAGGAAUUUUCGUAUUCUCAUCUUUUCUUCGUUAGAAAAGUAUCGAGACGUAAAACAUAUUAUUGUACUGCAUCGGUAGGAGGAUCUAUUAGAACGGUUACGUACUUAUUUGUAUACUCCUCGAGAAUACGUUUCAAUUAAUUUUUGUUCGAAACAUCGUCCAUCCGAUUAAAAUUAAGUUCAUGGAAUUCAUGGUUUUAUCAACGUUUUGUACUUGCAUUCAUCACUUUUCAUUCUGCUUCUGUGAACAGUAAUAAAAGAUAGUAAAAUUUUAUGGAACUUCUUGUUUGUAAUGGGGCAGUGUUACUUGAGAUAAGUAUUUAAAUUGCUCUGCUUCCACGGGGGGAAGGUGAAGUUUGAGAAACACUGGUCUAAACAAUACAACGGAGUCAGAGACUCGGCCAUUCUUCGGAUCGGUCGACGGAAAUUGCGACACGUUUCCGCGCGUCACACUCGCGCGAGUAUCAUGUGCGACACGACAUCGACGACGCGAAGGGAACCGAUUUUACGAUCGUCGACGAGUGCUCGUCAACAUGCCUAAUGUCAAUCAGUAGCUUAGUUAUCGAUCCGCGAACCACCAUCGUGCGUCACUUUCCCUUCCGUUGAUUUUCUACCGAUAGCUGUUUAGGCACUUUGCACGCUGAACUCCCGCAGCGAUCGACGCGAAUUUUAUAGACGAGACGAGGACGAUUUGUCCGAUACCCGAUUAUUUUCGUACGAUAGUAGCGAACCGACGUCGCGCCCGCGUUGAAAAGGGUUGGAACGACUGCUGACGCAAAUGGGUAUCGACAUCUUCGAAGAUCCCCGGUCGAUAUCCGGUUCUUUCGUUCGUUGGAUCGCGAAUACGCCUUUCGGGCAGAGGCGAACGACUUUGGCCGCUCGAGGCCACCGAACCAUCCCCAGUUUGUAACUCGGUGGUCAUUGAAACUUAAAACUUUCGGCCUGAUCAUCAAAUACACGAUAUUAAAACUCAUAUUCUAUCUAGAGAAAAAACAAUAUUUAAUCGUUAAUACUUGUCACUAUAAUGGCGACCAGGUGUAUACAAACGUUUCUCUAAUAUUCUCUCGCCUCGAGCAGCCAAAAUGUUUCGCCUCGACCGAACCACGAAGAAAGCACUCUCUGGCUGACCGUCUAUAAGCUUCCAUAUGCUAUUGGCAAUCAGUGAUUUGGAUGUGCAAUCAUAGCUCCCGCGCUACCAACAGUAAUCGACGCCAGUUAGAACAACGAUCGCAGCGAUCGAAAAAGGAGUGGAAAAAGAAAAACAGAACGAAACAAAGAGCAACGAAACGGACGGGAAGCUACCAAACGUCGAGGUUUCUCCGUGGGGGAGGGGGGGUUUUUCUUUAGAAGCGGAACCUCGUCCGAUCGAGGACGGUCACGUCGUGGGAGCCAUCGUAAUUGCGAAUGAUACAAAGUUGCGCGGGACCCAGAACGAAGAGAUAUUUCUAUGUAGUGUUUAAAUAAGAAAGGGUGGCGAAAGGUAGACGGACUUGAAUGGAUAGUGCGCGUGAGAGGGUAAAAGGAACUGUGUGCGUGGGGUUUAGGUGCUUGAAGAGGGAAUCCCCUUGCGAGAUUGUGUCUAGAUGAGGAUGUAGCCGGGAGAUAGAGCGGCGAAGAUGGAUCAUUAUUUGUACAUAUAUAGGCGUUACGAGGAUCAGCCGCCUUUUACGCCUCGUCCCUUUGGCUGACAAGGUACGAACCCGAUCUGUCCUUCUCCGAUCUUCGAUGUCCGACAGAUCGAGUCCUUGCUUGGUGAGUGUUGCCUCGAAAGGGAACGUCCUCGGGGAUACGGCGGGGAAGUUUCCUUUCGUUCAGCCGCUUUCGGAUUUCCUUUCACCGGUGUCAUUUUUUUCUCUCUUUUUUUUGCGUUCCUUCCGUUUGAAUCUGGUCAGUCUCAAUCUCUACGCGGGUAGGCUUGAGAACCGUGUCACGAACAAUAAGAUUAAACGAAAGGUCGCGCGACGAGGCCUCCCGUGCGACCCGCGCUCGCGCACCGAACCGACGUUCUCCUCGCCGACGCGAUAUAUUGCUUUGAUAAUACACGCGUAAUUGAAUUUGUAUCGACGUCUGGUCGAACGGUGGCGAACGGGGGUGGCGCGCUACAGCCUCGAGACAGCGUUGGUGUGGAUGUAAAUAUUAUAUACACGUGCGUAGAAACGUAAGAAGACUAACAAAGUGGAGGAGUACGGGAGUCGAGACACAUUACGCUGAAAACACGUACACGCGCGGAAAGAGAGAACAUACACACACGAAGAUACGGACACGGACACGGACACGUACACGUACACGUACAUACAUUCACGAAUUUGCGCGUAGCUUAACUGUCUCCUUAAUAUAGGUGUUUGACGCGUCGCCGGAAAGGGGACACGAGACCAUCGAUAGAACGAAGAAGCUACCAACGGGGGUUGAAAGAGGUAAAGGAGGGUAAAGGAGAAGGGAAGCCACUUGUAACUGACAUAGAAUAGAGCAAACCUAACUAUAUUUACUGUGACAUGUAAUAUCCUUAAUGA
This is a messenger RNA of Colletes gigas, 7051 nucleotides long. Its product is annotated as protein Fe65 homolog. The transcript is spliced from 16 exons. The record is from RefSeq and is a predicted model, not a curated record. Lineage: Eukaryota; Metazoa; Arthropoda; Insecta; Hymenoptera; Colletidae. Gene Ontology annotation, biological process: regulation of DNA-templated transcription. Gene Ontology annotation, molecular function: amyloid-beta binding; transcription factor binding. Gene Ontology annotation, cellular component: nucleus; cytoplasm. The coding region runs from base 392 to 2785 and encodes 797 amino acids.